UUGCAUCCAAUUGUUUUGUUUUUCUUGUAUCCACGUUUUUUAUAUUAUUGUAAAGAAUUAAACAAUUUAAAGGAACCUAUUAAUAAAUUCAAUGGAUUUUGCUCGUAAAAUCCUAUUAAAUUAUGGAUGGAAAGAUGGUGAUGGUUUGGGAAAAAACAAAGAUGGCAUUGCUAAACCAUUAAGGGCCACAUUAAAAUUUGAUAAUGCUGGCUUUGGAGCUGACCAGGCUGCAGCGGAUUUUAAUAACCACUGGUGGGAGCGAGUGUUUAAUGAAGCUGCUACGAAUGUAAAUGUCCAAAAAGAAGGAGAACAAAUAAAAAUGGGUUUGAAAGAUGACGAUGAUGGUGUUGAAAUUUCCACUAAAGGAUACUCAGUAAAAAAGCUGAAAAAGUUAAAAAAUAACAGAAGCGAAAGUAAUGAAAUGAAGGCUGCUUACGACAACUUCUUGCAAGCAGCAACCUUAACUAAUCUGGGCGGUGAAGUUGAAAAUCCUGAUAAAAUAGAUGUUAAUGAUAUAGAGGUCUCUAAGGUAAAAGUCUUAACGGAUGAGGAAUUAUUUAAAGCGUGUGGAGGUAGAACCGCUCACAAAGGAGCUAGACAUGGUUUAAAACUAAGUGGUAAACUAUCAAGAAUUGAACAGCAGGAAGCUGAAUUGUUGGCCAAGAUGCUGGCAAAGCGUAAUGCUUCGAAUGAAGAUAAGCUAGAAAAUAAUCAGGAAAAAUCUACAGAGGAAAAAAAGAAGAAAAAGAAAAAAGAUAAAACACUGGAAGCACCUGAAAUAGAUGUAUGUGAAGAAGAUAAUGUUAACAAAAAGAAAAAGAAACGAAAACACUGUGAAGCAAUAGCUUCUGAAGAAGCACAAGAAUUAACUAAUAAAAAAUUGAAAAAGAAGAAAAAUAAAGAUUCAGAACUAGAAACUAACACGAUAGAACAUGCUGUGGAAGCCAAUGAUGACUCAGAACCUCUAAAAAAGAAGAAAAAGAAAAAUAAAGAUAAAACUUUGGAAGAUAAAGUGGAAGAUGAAGUUGUACAUAAAAAGAAAAAAAGCAAAAAUAGAAAUAAAGAUAUUGAAUGAAACUUUUAAAUUAA
Messenger RNA from Lucilia sericata (common green bottle fly), 1089 nucleotides. Its product is annotated as G patch domain-containing protein 4. The transcript has a single exon. Gene Ontology annotation, cellular component: nucleolus. Gene Ontology annotation, biological process: regulation of ribosome biogenesis. Lineage: Eukaryota; Metazoa; Arthropoda; Insecta; Diptera; Calliphoridae. The record is from RefSeq and is a predicted model, not a curated record. The coding region runs from base 92 to 1075 and encodes 327 amino acids. Gene Ontology annotation, molecular function: nucleic acid binding.